This is a messenger RNA of Stegostoma tigrinum, 1903 nucleotides long. RefSeq names its product nicotinamide riboside kinase 1-like. NCBI's taxonomy places the organism in Eukaryota, Metazoa, Chordata, Chondrichthyes, Orectolobiformes, Stegostomatidae. The transcript is spliced from 12 exons. The coding region runs from base 488 to 1030 and encodes 180 amino acids. Gene Ontology annotation, cellular component: cytoplasm. The record is from RefSeq and is a predicted model, not a curated record.
UGGCAUCAUCGUUCGGUGUCUCGUCCCUCGCCGAGCGUGUAGACGUCACUGGUCCUAUGGGAGAAUGAGAUGAAGCAGGUUCAAAACAAUGAUGAAAUGAAGUUGAAAAUACACAGUCGUUGGCACCUUCAUCAAACUCUGCUCAUCUGUUGAGAACUAAAAGAGCAGAAGCACAAAGGAGAGAGAUAAGACCUCAAUGAUCCUGCACAAGAGAAGCUGUUGAAUAAAUGCAGGAUUUGUGUUCUGUAGCAAAAUUGAUAUAACGUUCAUUUGAAAGUCAAAAUGAGAAAACUUAUUGUUGGAAUCGGAGGAUUAACAGUUGAGAUACAGGCUGUUUUCCAGGAAGUCAUUCACGGUUCACUUCAUUGAAGUGAACAGCUUAUCAUCUGCAAAUACAGGGAGCUUUGGAAUCACAAAUGGUGGAAAAACUACACUUGCGUGCAAACUUAAGAAGGCUUUUCCGAACAGUGUGUUACUGUGUCAAGAUAUGUUUUUUAAGCCUGCCAGUGAGGUAGAGGUUGGAGAAGAUGGGUUUCAGCAGUAUGACGAUAUCACAGCUCUGGAUAUGGAAGCAAUGAUGAAUUCAGUUUAUGCCUGGAUGGAGAACAUAGCUGUUGGACAUCCUGAACAACCACUUUCAGAUUUAUCAGAGAACAAAGUUAACAUCCUAAUAGUGGAAGGUUUCCUCCUUUACAAUUAUAGGCCCUUAAAUGAUGUUUUUAGUCAACGUUACUAUCUCUCCAUUCCAUACGAAGAAUGUAAAAGAAGAAGAAGUUUAAGGGUCUAUGAUCCACCUGAUCCACCUGGAAAUUUUGAUGGACAUGUGUGGCCAAUGUACCUCAGAAAUAGAAAAGAUAUGGAAGAGAAAGUGUCUGACAUAAUCUACUUGGAUGGAACAAAACCCCCAGAGGAACUGUUUGCGCAAGUGUAUGAAGACAUUUUAAGGAAAGUUCAGAAACUCAAAGAUGCUGACAAAAUGACACCGUCGAAACAGGAUAUUGAGAAAUUGAAGAUUCUAGCAGACAAAUGACUUUAUGUGCAGAGCUACAAAUGAACUGAAGUAGAUUUAAUGAAAAUCCAGAGACUCCAUUGGAGUGUGCAUAAACCAAGCUUUGGAGUAAUCUAUACAUUAAUUAUUUUAUAUUUGCAAACCUCAUUACUCACAAUUUAAUAUCCCAUUGGUUGGCAUAAUCAUGUUGGACUGAAGGGUCUGUUUCUGUGCUGUAUGACUCUGUACUUGUGUGAUUUUUAAAAUUGCGUUAAGACUAAUCAUUUAAAUUCUGUAUUUACCUAUAUUAAUAAUCAUAAAGGAAUCCAGUUAUAAUCAUAGGCUCUCCUAUGAUUUAGGGAUGAAAAAAAAAGCUGGCUUCAUCUGGUUUGGCAAAAAACAUGUCUGGGCAAACUUGGUGCUCCUUUAGUAGAACGUCCUUUAUAUAUGCAAUAGAAAAUACACAAUAAUCCAGUGCUUAUUGUGUUCACGUCCGAACAUAAAGCUGUUUUCUGAAAUUCAGGAACUUGAUUUUGGAAAGUGUGAUAGCUUAGCAAAAACCAUGCUGACUGGCACGUGUGCUUAUGAGCUUCCUGCUGCUUCACUCUUCUAGUGGAAUGAAGAUAGAGUCACUCGGGUGAUUUUCAGAUAAGAGAUUCAAACCAACACUUCUCAUGGUCUUGUUGCUGUAAUGUAAUAAUAAUACAUCUCCCCUUCAUUGGGAUAGAAUUACCUCACUAAACUCGAUAGGUUUCUAUUUAUGUAAAUGCUGCUUAAAAUGUUGUUGAAUUUCAUUAAUAACUACUACAUUUAGUAAACUUUGUUUCUCUGUUAGAAACAAAACUAUCUUUUCCUAGAAAUGCCAAUAAUGUGAUUAACUUGCCAUUAAAUGUGAACUGCAUAUCCAGCUCUUCA